This is a messenger RNA of Sinocyclocheilus grahami, 1502 nucleotides long. Its product is annotated as CD276 antigen homolog. The record is from RefSeq and is a predicted model, not a curated record. The transcript has 4 exons. NCBI's taxonomy places the organism in Eukaryota, Metazoa, Chordata, Actinopteri, Cypriniformes, Cyprinidae. The coding region runs from base 186 to 776 and encodes 196 amino acids. Gene Ontology annotation, cellular component: external side of plasma membrane. Gene Ontology annotation, biological process: T cell costimulation; negative regulation of T cell proliferation; cellular response to lipopolysaccharide.
GCGUGUUCCGAUGAGGAGAAAUGGCUAUCCAACACAAUUAUUCGCUAAUAUAGUCUAUUUUUCCACUUAGAAGUUUAUUUUAUGCACCAAAUUUCCUGAUAAAUGAAUACAAUUAAUGGUUAAAAAAAUGCACUUUAGAAUCGAUAUUUUUAUGCGAGGAUCGAUCCUUUCGAUACAACAUCAGUAUGGAAAGUAUCAAUCGAACCGCCCACUUCCUGCUCUCAAGUGGCCAAGACAGCAAGUGUGGGUAUUUGGCCAAGUCAAGUAACCGCAGGUUCUCGAAGAUGAUAGUAAGAUGCUGGGUCGUUUAUUUACUUCUACACCUGACAUGCAAAGUGUCUCUGCAGAACUCUGCAAAUAAUUUUGAUCGUGUUGUUGGAGACUCCGUCACCUUGCCAUGUAUAUAUGAGAAUCAACAGCCAAGUACUGAUGUAUUUUGGCGACUCAAUGUAAGCAAGAGAGUGUUAAAUAUUAUAGAUGGCAAACCCUCAACAGAAAAGCAGGAUGAAAUGUUCAAGAAUCGAACAGAAAGUUUCCCUUCAGAGUAUGCAAAGGGAAACUACUCAAUUGAGCUGAAAGAUCUGAAGUUGACUCAUGCAGGAAACUACACUUGUUUUUUACAAAAGUCAAAUGAGGAAAAGAAGAUGCAGCUUUUUGUCAAAGAAAAGCCUCAGAAACCAACUCAAAAGCAAAGAAACUCAUGCUUAGAAACAGAGUCACUGAAGAUUAUGACUUUACUAACUGCUCUACUGGGACUUACUAUGCACCUUAUCUGAGUUUUCCAUCCAGUGCCUGUUACAUUUGGUAGUAUUUAGUGACCGUGACUAGCUGGGUUUGCUGUUGACACUUGAUGCUGCAGGUUUUAUUCUAAAUCUCAAUCAGUUAUUUUAUUGCUUGUUUGGACGUUAUAUUUUUCAUACCCAUUAUGUUUGAACCACUGGAUCGCACACAUGCUGUGUGUAUGCUAUCAGUCUGGACUGUGCUGUUGACUUGGGUUCCGUUCAUAUAUCUGUAGUAUUAGGGGCCAAGCACCGCAGCUAUUGUAUUCGUUAGUAUUCUUAUUAUUCUGAACCUUAAUAGAGAUGGCUCUCUGUCUAAUACCAAUACCACAGCUUUGAGUAUCUAGCUACCAAUACUUUUGAUGUUGUUGAUACAUUUCACAGUAGUCAUCUACUCAUGUUCCCUGAGACAUGUUGAGUACCACAAGAUUAAAAAUGUGGUGCAUAUUAAUCCAAAUGGCUAUAACUCUUAAACAAAAUUAGCUAUUUUUACCAACCUUGAAACAUCGAAUCCUCACCAUGCCUGUCAUAUCAGUUUCUUCGUGUCAAUUUUUAUUCUUUUUUUCCUCAUUUCAAUGGUCAUAUAAACAAAAUUACAGCUACACUAUAUAACUUUUUUGGGGGUUAAAAAAAUAGAUUUAAAACCGGUUAUGCAGUGUUUUGUUUACAUUUGAUUAAUUUCUGUAGUAUUUCGUACCUGAACGCUAUUAACUUCCUAAUAUC